GCCAGAUUCAUCACGCAUCCUUUGGGGACGUAUUUGGAAAGUGGGUGGCCCAGAGGGGAAGUUGGGGGUUGAUCGGCUCAGAUUGACCCCCCACUGAACUGCGAGGAGAGGGAGGAAACAGAGGGGUGGAGAGAAGGAGGAAAAUGUGAGCAAGGGAGUGUGAAAGAAAGAGCCUGGAUGGACCUUCUGACAAGGGUGUUUAGUUAUGAAAACAAAAGUAUUGUAACAGAUGGCACCCUGGAAACCUCUUAACAGCGGAUUGGAACGAGCCGGCGCAGCUUAUCGGAGUCAACGGAUGACUCUGUGCACACACACACACACACACACACACACACACACACUCUGGACGCUGCAGGGGGGAUAUAUAAGAUCUCACUAGGAGGGUCAAACACCCAGUAGGUUUCCAGAUCUUUCAAGCAGUCGUUUGAGUGCCAGCUCCUCCAAGCUUAUGCUGAAAUCUCUUCAAAGACCAAUUGGGUGAAGCUCUCGAGAUUGGGAAAAAAAAUAAAUAAACCAGCUUCAAGGACAAGGUGGAUGCAAACCUGUGGAGAUCAAGAACUCGUUUUGGAAUGAACUACAAACUGUUUUUGAGCAGAACACUCGUCGAGUUUUAACACGAUUGGACUUCUGCGAGGAUUACAAGCCACUUUUGAGCAGAAAUAUUGGCAAGAUCUAAUACAUUUUGAACAUCUUCAAGGACUACAAACCAGUUUCUUCCAGAUAGUUCGGCGAUUUCCUAUACAUUUGUACUUCUGCAAGAAUUAAAAACUGUUUUUGACCAGAACAUUUGUCAAGUUCGAAUUCGUUUGAACUUCUGCAAAGAUCGCAAGCCAUAGAGAAAUUUCAUCAAAUUACAAUACUACCUUAAAACUUCUCCUGCGACGACUAUACAAACCAAUUUUGACAUUCUGUCAAGUUCUAAUACAUUUGAUCUUCUCCUGCGAAGACUAUAUAAACCAUUUUUUGGAAAUCUCAUCAAGAUCUAAUACAUCCGAUCUUCUCCUACAAGAACUACAAACCUGUUUCUGACCAGAAAUGGAAACCUCAAAACCUUUGGGAAUGUUUUACGACAACGUGUCGAUCGUGGAUCUGGACAGCGGUGCGAUAAACAACGUCUACAUUCGGGAGGACUUCGAUGCGUUCAGCGUCACCGUGGCCGUCUUGUACCUGGCCGUGUGCGUCGUGGGAUUGGCCGGGAACUCGCUGGUCAUCGUCACCAUUCUGAAACUGGACAAAAUGUCUUCGGCGACCACCGUCUACAUUUUCAACUUGGCUUUGGCGGACGGCCUCUUCAUGGUGGGACUCCCGUUCAUCGCCAUCCAAAACUUCCAGGACCAGUGGAUCUUCGGAGAAGCCGUCUGUAAGCUGGUGAUGGUUCUGGAUGGCAUCAAUCAGUUCACAAGCGUGUUCUGUUUAACGGUGAUGAGUGUUGAUCGUUAUAUGGCUCUUGUAGACCCGGUGCGCUUCGCUCGUUGGCGGACGCCUCGGCGUGCGAAGAUCAUCGCCACAUUAAUGUGGUUCAUCUCUCUGUUUCCAGUGCUUCCGAUGGCUAUACACUUUUCGGCCAGCUAUGGUUUCUGCACCGUUGACCCUGAUGUUGCAUCUGACUCCUGGUGGUUGGCUUUUCUUAGCUACACAUUCGUACUGGGCUUCGCCUUACCGUUCACCGUAAUGAUCGUGUUUUACACGGCACUUCUAGUGACUCUGAGAAACGCCAGAGAGCAAACGUCUUCACUGGAAAGUCACAGGUUUGAGACACAGGUUACUAAGAUGGUAGUGGCGGUUGUUUUGGUGUUUGGCAUCUGCUGGCUGCCGUUCUACGUCUUCAACUUUUGCUCUCUGUACCUAAUAGACCCGGUGCUUGAUUUCGCGCGUGGCUUUGAGUUUGUGGUGCUGCUGUCGUACUCGUGGAGCUGCGCCAAUCCAAUACUGUACGCAUGUUUGUCGGAAACCUUUCGAAGGCAUUUCCACACCCUCCUUUGCCCUCACAAGAGCUCACGGACUCACUGCGACAGAGACACCGAGGGCUUUGUUUUGCAUGACACCAACGUACAAAGCAUGCUGGCUUAGUAUGUCUUUCUUUUAAAUAUUUAGAAGGGUUUGUGUUGCAAUGCAUAAACAGACUUUCUUUGCCCACCACAUUUUUUUAGUAAAAUGUGCAAUUGCUUCUGUGAAAUAGAGAAAAAGACAUGAGCAGACUGAGGCGUGGAAGACAAUAAUGUUAUUUUUCCACAAAAGCAGGUUGCUUGGUUUCCGUGCAAAGGAAGGGCAGUGUUGUAAGGAUGAUUAUGCAAUUUCUGCCCUCCUGUACAAGUGCUGUCAAACUGAUUGUGGACUUCGUGAUGAUGUCAUGGUUGUCAUGGCAUCCAGCUUGGACCAAAUAUUUGAGGAUUUUUGUGUGACUGUUACUGAAUGACACAUGAAAAAGGAAUGUGGCUGUGAAACAGUUGAUAAAUAUGAUGUUAAUGGCCAACAUUUGUUUAAAUAACCAUGUGUUAUUAUAUAAUAUACACAGGUUGUGCAUAUUGUUAUUGUAUUAUAUUAUAUUAUAUUAUAUUAUUAGUUAUUAUAUUAUAUGUUAUUAUAUAUAUAUUUUUUUUUUGAGAGAGAGAGGUGGGGUUGCUUUUAUCUUUGAACUAGUGCUGUCAAAUGAUUAAUCCCGAUUAAUCGCAUCCAAAAUAAAAGUUUUUGUUUGAUACUAAUAUUUUACAUUAUUGCAUGUAUACAAUAUUUCCAUAUAUUGAAGGGGGGGGG
Messenger RNA from Carassius gibelio (silver crucian carp), 2754 nucleotides. RefSeq names its product somatostatin receptor type 2. Gene Ontology annotation, biological process: regulation of insulin secretion; neuropeptide signaling pathway; cellular response to glucocorticoid stimulus. The transcript has a single exon. The coding region runs from base 1036 to 2070 and encodes 344 amino acids. Gene Ontology annotation, cellular component: membrane; neuron projection. The record is from RefSeq and is a predicted model, not a curated record. NCBI's taxonomy places the organism in Eukaryota, Metazoa, Chordata, Actinopteri, Cypriniformes, Cyprinidae. Gene Ontology annotation, molecular function: neuropeptide binding; somatostatin receptor activity.